AUGGAGGCCCCUGAAUGGUUAGAUAAUGCCGUUGAUUUAGGUACUUCUAUUAUGGCAGUAGAAUAUGAUGGUGGUGUUAUUAUGGGUGCAGAUUCAAGAACUACCACUGGUGCAUAUAUCGCAAAUAGAGUUACAAACAAAAUUACCCCAAUUCAUGAAAGAAUUUAUUGUUGUAGAUCAGGUUCAGCUGCUGAUACUCAAGCAAUUUCUGAUUAUGUUAGAUAUUAUCUUGAAAUGCAUACUUCAGAAUUAUGUGAUGAACCAGAUGUAAAAACCGCAGCAAGUCUUUUCCAAUUAUUAUGUUAUAGUAAUAAAAACAAUUUAAUGGCUGGUAUUAUUGUAGCUGGUUGGGAUAAACAUCAAGGUGGUAGUGUAUACAAUAUUUCGCUUGGAGGUUCAAUGGUUAAACAACCAUUUGCUAUUGGUGGUUCAGGUUCAACCUAUAUUUAUGGUUAUUGUGAUUCCAAAUUUAAACCAAAAAUGACUAAAGAUGAAUGUAUUGAAUUUGUUCAAAAUUCAUUGGCUCUUGCUAUGUUCAGAGAUGGUUCAUCUGGUGGUGUAAUUAGAUUAUGUAUUAUCGACAAAAACGGUGUAGAACGUAAAAUGAUUCCUGGAAAUAAUUUACCAAGAUUCUGGGAGGGAUAA
Messenger RNA from Dictyostelium discoideum AX4, 645 nucleotides. It is a transcript of the gene psmB6, whose product is annotated as proteasome subunit beta type 6. Gene Ontology annotation, biological process: protein catabolic process; proteasomal protein catabolic process. The coding region runs from base 1 to 645 and encodes 214 amino acids. The transcript is spliced from 5 exons. Lineage: Eukaryota; Evosea; Eumycetozoa; Dictyosteliales; Dictyosteliaceae. The record is from RefSeq and is a predicted model, not a curated record. Gene Ontology annotation, molecular function: threonine-type endopeptidase activity. Gene Ontology annotation, cellular component: nucleus; proteasome core complex; cytoplasm.